AUGUUAUUUAUAUUAUUCAUUAUCCAAUCAAUAAAUGGAUAGUUAUGCGAAACAGCUGAACAAUUUUACAAUCCCUUGACAUCAAAAUGUGAAGCAUGUCCUGCUGGAACGGGAUUGAUAAAUAAUUAGUGUAUUUGUGAUUCGACCAUAAAUGGAGUGCCUGUAAACUCAGCAUGUCCUGCAGAAACUAAUUUGUGUGUAAGUGAUACAGGAUCUUGGUAAGGCUCAGCUUGCUCAUGUUCUGGUCAUGCAAUUACCCUCCCUACAAAUCUUUGCUAAUAAUGUCCUAACAAUUAGGUAAAUGUAAGUGGGAAAUGCUCAUGUUCGGCAUCUUCAUUAGCAAGCGAUAAUUAUUGUGUUGGCUUAUAUAUAAAUGUGUUUUCGGAUGAUAUAUCUCAAGUGUUGGGACCUAAAGCAUAUGAUGGAUGCAAUCUUUAUAAUGAUAUGGUAUCCUGUUAGUAGUUGGCAAAUCUAUUCAUUUUGAAACGAUCAACAGUGAGUACAGAAAAAGAUUUUACUUAUUUAUAUAAUGCGGUUCUGACAUUUUAAAAUAAAAAGAAUAUGCCAAGCAUCAUCCAUGAAGUUUCAACGACUGUUACUUCUGUAACAUUAAUAGAAGACACUCCUAUCUAAAUGUAGGUGAAUUUCAAAGAGGACAGAGCCACUAGUCUUAACAGAAUGCCAUUUUAUGUAAUGGAGUAUUACAUUGAUGGAAGUGUUAGUGAAUUAAAGCCUCUUCAGAAUUAGUUCUAAUUGUGCAGUUCCAGUUACGGAGAUACUGAUCUAGCAUCUAAUUUUGGAGUGUCUUACAAAAAUGAUUGCAAUGUUGACUUUACUAAAUAUUUGAAUAGCAAUUAUUAAACAGUAUUUUAUUCAGUAUGGAUAAAAGAUAUAGAUGGAAGUUUCAUUUAGGUGCCAAUAAAGAUUGCUGAUUACGAUGGCAAUGGAAAUGGGGAGACUGAAGAUUAGUACGGUUAUACCAAUACUAAGUUUUUGUGGAGAUUCUUUAUGGUUGACAAUUUAAAGAGUCCAUCAGAAAUCAUUUAUGCAAAAUCUAUUAGAUUGAUUAGUUAUUUGUCUACAAAAGAGGAUGAUAAGACUUUCCUACCAUACUUUUAUGUAAUUUAUAGUGAACCUAUUUCUAUUACUACCAUUGAAAAUGAGAAGUAUUAUCCUGUUAAAUAUGGUCACUAUUACUAUUAAGCUAAAACCAGUUUCUAUACGGUGGCUUCAGCCUUGUUGAUUGUUGCUCACAUAUUCAUUAUUAUUGUUUGGUUUAUACGUAUAUAUGUAUGGACUAAGAGGAAUCCCUCUUACACAGGUCAGAAUGAUUGGUGUAUGUAUUUGACCAUCAGAUCAUUUUAUGUCUUAUUAGACACUUGGGCAGAAGUAAUCUUUUAUUAUUUGGCCAUUUUCACAGGAUACUUGUUUUGUUUCUUUAAAUUCCAAUAGACCAUCUAUAUCUUGAUGCCUGAUCUUUCAGACUAUGCUAAUAAUUAUAGACCGUUUGAGAUCCUAUUUUACAUGAUGUUUGCUUGUAGAUUGAUAUCAAUGUUCAAUUUGAUUCUGAGAUAAGCUGAUGUUCAAGUGUUCUUUAUAGAUUGGGAGAAAUCUGAAGUCUUGAGACCAAGAGAAUUGGCAGAGAAACUAGAUAACAAUGUGUUGAGAAUGGUCGAAUAAGCUUAAUCAAAACAAAGUGCCUGGAGGAUGAUCUUGAUAGCAAAUGAAUUCAAUGAAUUACAAAUCUAUAGGAUAGUAAGUGUUGAAUGGACAUUGCUAUUUGUAGGAUUCUUUUUGGAAGGAUUAAAUUGGAUUAAUCUAGGAUAAGAGUAACCUAAUUUGUCAUUGGAUAAAACUAUUCCAAAGAAUUAUGUUCUAUAAUAUUUUUUGUGUACUUUUCUCUAUAUGGCAAUUGGAUUAGCUUAAAUCAUCAUUUAAAAACUGUUUGAUAUCUGGUUCCCCAUCCUCGUAGAAGAUUUUGUAGAUUUGUGUGCAAUAUCUAAUGUUUCCAUACUCAUUUUGGAUGAUGUCCUACAUGGAUACUACAUACAUGGAGAGAAUCCUAUUGGCUAUGCUGAGGGUUCAAGUGAGCAUCUUGCCAAUUGUCUACACUAUGAAGCAUUGGGUAAGGGAAAGAAAAGAGGGUUCAUCCAAGAAUCGUCUUUAUAACACUCAGAUGAUGUGGAUCUUCAAACCUUUGAGUUGUUUCUACCCAUGCGAUUCAGGGAGGCAUACGAGAAAGUCUACAAUCAGGAACUCAAACAAAAAACUGACAAUGCUCAAUAUCAGAAUUACAAUGAAAUUCGAGUUUUAAGACAGGGAGUUCCUGAUGGCUUAGAUAUGGCCUUGGUAUAAGCCAUCAAAGAUACAUUCUCAUUCUAUUUGAAGGAUGUUUUGACUUAAGUUCGAACUAACUUUGCAAAGUGUGUCAGAGACAAAUUGCCUGUCCAAAGAUUCUUUGAUUAUCCUCCUGCUGAUUUGGAGGAAAACUAUUUCAAAGAUCAAAGUAUGCCUGUUUUCUUCAGAGAUCCAGAUCAAUCAUUUAAAUCCAUGUUCUUCUGUGGACAUGAAUUCUUUUUCUUGAUUACGGAUACUAUGAUCUUCAACUUUUGGAUGAUUCUCACCAAUAAUACAUACCUUUCAUUGAUGUUAACUUAUUUGAUUUCAGCUGGGAUAUUUAAUUUCCGUUAAUGGGUAGGAGAACGCAAUUUGGCUGAUCAGUCUAAAAUCGAUUCUAGAUUCUUGAUAUGA
This is a messenger RNA of Paramecium tetraurelia, 2751 nucleotides long. RefSeq lists its product as uncharacterized. The record is from RefSeq and is a predicted model, not a curated record. Gene Ontology annotation, cellular component: ciliary transition zone; MKS complex. The transcript has 6 exons. Gene Ontology annotation, biological process: cilium assembly. NCBI's taxonomy places the organism in Eukaryota, Ciliophora, Oligohymenophorea, Peniculida, Parameciidae.